Didymodactylos carnosus is the source of this 750-nucleotide messenger RNA. NCBI's taxonomy places the organism in Eukaryota, Metazoa, Rotifera, Eurotatoria, Philodinida, Philodinidae. The record is from the annotation of a GenBank genome assembly.
AUGCCUGAAUUCGAUUCCUUUUCGUCAUCUACCUCUUCCUCAUCUUCAUUAUCUUCACCGAGAGAUUGGCGUACUCAAUCAUCAGAUUCAAAUACCGUUAAUAGUUCCAAUAGUGUAACAAGUAUUGCUCGAUAUAAAACAGAACUUUGCCGUCCCUUUAAUGAAACUGGAAAAUGUAAAUAUGGUGAAAAAUGUCAAUUUGCUCAUGGAUUUCAAGAAAUGCGGCAAUUAACACGUCAUCCAAAAUAUAAAACAGAAUAUUGUCGAACAUUUCAUACAACUGGGUAUUAUGGACCACGUUGUCAUUUUAUUCAUGAUAUUAGUGAAGCGCGAACACACGAUGAUGAAAUGGAACAAAAAAUAACAACAAAUCUUCGACAUUCAGAAAAAACAGCACAAACACGUCUAAGUCGAAGGAUAAGAAUUAAAUCAUCAAAAACAUAUUCAAACGUUCCAGUUGAUGAUACUGUUCUACCUCGUUUACUAUCUGUUUCUCCUAACGCUAUGAAAGAUGAUCAAUCAUCACCAUUUCCAUUUUCGAUUGACAACAACAAACGUGUUACUACAUCGAUUUUAUCAUCUAAACCAUUUGAAAUUUAUCCAAAUCGUGAUAACAGAAAGAUGUUUGAAUCAUGGUCUAAUCAACAGAAUGAGAAUGCUUUUAAAUAUUUCAAUUGUCGUCGAACUACUGAUGUGUUCAAUGCACAACGUGUCUACAAUUUACCAAUUUAUCGAACACAAUAUGUAUAA